Eimeria tenella is the source of this 2217-nucleotide messenger RNA. RefSeq names its product Ankyrin repeat-containing protein, related. Lineage: Eukaryota; Apicomplexa; Conoidasida; Eucoccidiorida; Eimeriidae. Gene Ontology annotation, molecular function: protein binding. The coding region runs from base 1 to 2217 and encodes 738 amino acids. The record is from RefSeq and is a predicted model, not a curated record. The transcript is spliced from 11 exons.
AUGGAGGGGCUGAUCCAAGCCCCCGAGCUGGACACUCUUGAGGAGCAGCUGCUGACGAAAAAAGAAAAGAAAGAAAGAAGCAGCAAAAGGCUGUUGGAAGCAGCAGAAGCAAACAGCACAGAAAGGGCCCUUGCGCUCCUCAAGGAAGGCGCAGACCCCGCAGUCGAAGGCGCGGGGCAGUGGACUGCGCUGCAGUGGGCGGUGGUCAAUGGCAACGAGCUGCUGGUGCGGCAGCUGCUGAGCUGCGGGGCAGCAGAACCCCUGCUGCAGCUGCAGCAGCAGCAGCAGCAGCAACAACAACAACAGCAGCAGCAGCAUCAGCAGCUCUCCAUCGAGGCGCAGCCGUGGGAGCUGCCGCCACAGCUGCAGCAGCUGCUGCAGCAGGAGCAGCAAAGGAGGCAGCAAGCAAGAGACAGAAGGCUGCACCAUGUGCAGAAGGCCCCCGAAGAGGUCCCCUCUGCUGCAGCUCGCGCAGCAGCAGCUGCAGCUGCUGCUGCUGCUGCAGCUUCGGCGGCAGCCGCUGCUGCUGCUGCUGCAGCGCCGCCCGAGAAGCCAGCGCCGGCCUCAGCAGCAGCAGCAGCAGCGUCGGCGCAGCAGCAAGAGCCGCAGCAGCAACAGGGGAGCAAUGGAGCGGCGGCAUCAGCAGCAGCAGCAGCAACAGCAGCAGGAACAGCAGCAGCAGCAGGAACAGCAACACCACAAACAGCAGCAACAACAGCAGCAACAACAGCAGCAGCAGCCUCAGGGGAACACCAGAAGCAAUCUCCUCGUGCUCGGCCAGCAAGGAGAAACCACUGGGCAGCAUUCAAGGGCCACACGCGCAUUUUGCAUUUGCUGCUGAAGGCGGGGCUUUCUCCUUUUGACACUGACCUCUUCGGAAACACUUUGCUGCACCAAGCUGCUGCUGGAGGAUCUCUCGAAACAGUAAAGGCCGUACUGGGCCUGGGGGUCCCAGUGGAGGCGAAGAACGCGAGGGGACACACUGCAGCAGCUCUUGCUGCUGAAGCUGUGCGUCUCUUUUGGGUUUUUGAAACCCCCGAAUCGACAGACUGCGACAAGCUCAUCACCUGGUGUGACCUUGCGCAGCGUUCCUCGCUGGCGGCGGAGCAGCGGCUUGUUGCUGCUUUUGAAGAAGGAACCCUAGAUGCUCUGCAGCAGGCUUAUCGCGAAACCGAAGGCUCUCCGCUGGACUGCCGCGCGGAAGCUUUGCUGCAGAGAGAAACCAAAAGGCUCCGCGUAGAGGCCCACAUCAGGCGCGCGCUGCUGUUUGCCGAGGAGCUGCAGCAAAGCUAUACGAAGCAGAAGGACUCCCAAGAAAGCGGCGAAGCACUGCAGCAGCAGCAUCAGCAGCAGCCCGCGGAGGAAAUACCUGCACAGGAACCAGGAAGCCCGAAGGAGCAGCAGCAGCAGCAGCAGCAGAGUGAAGAAGAGCAGUUGAUGCACAAUGAGCAGAGUGGGUUAGAGCGGCAAAGGGAGCAGCAGCAGCAGCAGCAGCAGCAGCAGUUUCAAGAGGAGCAAGAGGACUCUCCUCGUUUCUCGCAGCAGGAGGUGCCGCCGUCGCCUCAAAAGCAGCAGCAGCAGCAGCAGCAGCAGCAGCAGCAGCAGCAGCAGCAGCAGCAGGACGCGGACUUUUUGGAGGAAUUGACUGCUUUGGUGGUGGAAGGGGAAGUUUGCUGCUGCGAUGAAGAGCUGCUGCAGCAGCUAAAGUGCUGCCGCCGUCUCCUUUUUGCUGAAAGAGCUCUUCUCGAGUUGCUGCGCUGCAUUCACAGCUCGCAAGCCUGCCCCCCCUUGCCGCUCUUCGAGUCAGCUGCUGCUGCUGCUGCUGCUGCUGCUGCUGCUGGUGCUGCUGCUGCUGCUGUUGAGGUUGGUGCUGAUGCGGUGCCGGCGCCGCUGCUGUUGGUGUCGCAGAUGCUGGGGCUUUGUUUGGAGUGGGAGGAGGCGAAGGCCCUCGGAGCCCCUGAAGGGCUGCUGCGGCAAGCAGCAGCAGACGCAUUCAAAACAGCGCACCACAUGGCUCUUAGCGUCAAAAUGGAAAAUCUGCUCAUAGAGACAAAACGGCUGCAGCAGGAAGCGAAAAUGCUCGAACAGCUCAAACGAAAGAAGAAGAAACAUAAAAAGAAGCCCAGAAAAGCAGCAGCAGCGCCAGCAGCAGCAGCAGCAGCAGCAGCAGCGCCAGCUGCGGCAGCAACAGAAGCUGCAGCAGCAGCAGCAAAGUGA